Molecule: messenger RNA, 1756 nt
Organism: Patiria miniata (bat star)
Lineage: Eukaryota; Metazoa; Echinodermata; Asteroidea; Valvatida; Asterinidae
Product: glutaredoxin domain-containing cysteine-rich protein 1-like
Exons: 4
Coding region: 538-1668 (376 amino acids)
Biological process (GO): sensory perception of sound
Source: RefSeq, a predicted model, not a curated record
UGGAAGCGCUGUGUUUUAUAUCAUGCAUUUCAUGUUGCGCAAGUGAACUCAGAUUUUUUCGUAAUGAAAAAAAUACUCAAACAAACAGGUUUUAUUAAUUUGUAUAUCUGAACGUGUUUAUGUGACAUCGAUGGAAAAUAUCACUCAAAACCUAAUAAUACGGUCAAUAUAGUGAACGCAAGUGUUGCACCAACCAUGCACCAACUAUUAGUUUAAAGGGCUUCCCAUGACCAAAUACAAUAAGCUACGCAGUGCAUUUGAGAUGGGGGUACCCGACGAAACCCUAAAGUUUGAUUCAGUAUAUCGCAAAUAAAUACAUUACGCUGUGUGAAGCCGGUAUCUAGCUUGUGUUUACUACAAAUUUACGCCAAAGUAAACCCGUAAAAUGACCAACCCACAAUCUCAAAUGUAGUCGUACAAGGCACAUAGACUUCCAAGGAUCUUUGGUCUAACGAUCCAGAAAUGUCAUUUAGUUUAUGACUCAUCUUGUCCGGGCGAUCGUCGUGAGUGCCACGAUCGGGGCGGCGAGUCGGACCCAUGGCCCAGUUCACAGACGGAGGGAACGACCCCGUGUUUAACGGCGGCACACCGGAUGACUCACCCCGGUAUCAGCUGGGUGGGAUUAGGGUGAACGGCGACCAGAGCAACGGUCAUCAGACGGAGUCCCGAGUACCGCAGCAGAAGGAGCCAGUGUACGUGAAUAGUCACAGUUUUAUGAACGGCAGUGCUUCAGAGAGUGAACUUCUCCAACAUCUUAGUGAAACCAUUAACAACUUCAGUCUCAGUCCAAGACCACCAUUUGGUGCCCAAUCUGACAGUGCUCCAACCAACAACAGCAGCACUGCCUCUUCUCCGACAAAUCUACCCGCGGUAGCUCCUAAGGCGAAACCGUCCAAGACCAGAACACAGCAUCCAAACCACCGAGAUCGCAGCAAUUCCUCCGGCCAGAUGGGGUACCAAUUUCAUGUCAGUGAAAACGAUCCGAAACCGGGAAGUCCCCACAACGGGGGCGGGGACUCCACAUCGGAGAAUAGAACUCUGAGAUUUGUGGGGAAACGAGGCCUUUCUGUGGGCGGAGAUGAUAUCACGAGUGCAAAGGGCACCGUGAGGGGCGUGACAAACAGGGUUAAGGCGGGUAUUAUGAACUUUACGUACAAGCCGCUGAACCAUAAAAAGAAAGCAGUCAACAACGACGACGAGCGAGACAAGAUCAUCAUGUACACCACCAGCAUGCGCAUCGUGCGGCAAACGUUUGAGGACUGCCAGUUUGUGCGCAAGCUGUUCCAGAACCACCGGGUCAAGUACGAGGAGCGGGACCUGUUCAUGAACUCCCAGCACCAGCAGGAGCUGGGGGACAGGCUGGAGGGGGAGGCGCAGGAGGCUACCCUGCCGAUUGUCUUCAUCGAUGGGGAACUUGUGGGGGACAUUGAGAAAUUGGAGGAGCUAAAUGAGACAGGACAGCUGCGAAAGAUCCUCGAGAGAUUCGAGAAAAACAUUCCGACCUCGGACUGCUCAGAGUGCGGCGGGUUCCGCUACAUGCCCUGCCAGGUCUGCAGCGGCAGCAAGAGGUCGCUGCACCGCAACAACUUCACGGAUCAGUUCCAGGCGCUGCGCUGCUCCAACUGCGACGAGAACGGCCUGCAGCGGUGCAUGCUGUGUAACAAAUAAGGCAGGUACAUGCAUGAAAACACUGAUGCUGAAAACACUUCGACUCUUCAAACUGCACUUUCCCAAACCAAUAGUAGCAGUCAAAGCA